Messenger RNA from Labrus mixtus (cuckoo wrasse), 1247 nucleotides. It is a transcript of the gene tra2b, whose product is annotated as transformer 2 beta homolog. The transcript is spliced from 8 exons. The coding region runs from base 94 to 954 and encodes 286 amino acids. The record is from RefSeq and is a predicted model, not a curated record. NCBI's taxonomy places the organism in Eukaryota, Metazoa, Chordata, Actinopteri, Labriformes, Labridae. Gene Ontology annotation, biological process: positive regulation of mRNA splicing, via spliceosome. Gene Ontology annotation, cellular component: spliceosomal complex. Gene Ontology annotation, molecular function: RNA binding.
GGUCGCCACAGCAACACCUAACCAGACUGCAGGUUGUAGCAAGCUGGCUACUAUCAGGGCUCAAACACCGUAACAAAGUCACAGGUGUUAACAAUGAGCGAUAACGAAAAAGGAUAUGGCGAGCGAGAGUCUCGCUCUGGAUCCAGGAGCUUGAGUCCACAGGGCUCGGGGAAGUCAGCAAGCCGCUCCCCGGCUCAUUCCCCUGCACGUUCAAAAGAAGGAUCUCGCCAUUCCCACUCCAGAUCGCGAUCUCGUUCUAGGUCAAAAUCUAGUAUUUCUUUUUUCUUUUUCAGGUCACAUUCCCGCCAUGGCUCACGCAGACACUACAGCCAUUCUCGCUCCCGCUCGAGGUCCUAUCGCCGCAGAUCUCACAGCAGGUCCUACAGUGGAGAGCGCCGGCGCAGGAGCCACAGCCGCUCACCAAUGUCUAAGCGCCGCAGACACAUCGGCAACCGCGCUAAUCCUGAUCCAAACUGCUGCCUGGGAGUGUUUGGCCUGAGCUUGUACACCACAGAGAGGGAUCUGAGGGACGUUUUCUCUAAAUACGGCCCUUUGGCAGAUGUUUCUAUCGUGUAUGACCAGCAGUCAAGGCGGUCCAGGGGCUUUUCUUUUGUUUACUUUGAGAACAAAGAAGACGCUAAGGAGGCAAAGGAACGAGCCGAUGGUAUGGAGCUGGAUGGUCGUAGGAUCAGGGUUGACUUCUCCAUCACAAAGAGACCUCACACACCAACUCCUGGAAUCUACAUGGGCCGGCCAACAUAUGGUGGAGGUGGUCCUAGUGGUCCUCGGCGUAAUUCACGGGACUACGACCGAGGAUACGACAGAGGAGGUUAUGAUCGCUAUGACGACAGGGAGUACUACAGAUCAUACAGAAGGCGAUCUCCGUCUCCGUACUACAGAGGGGCUUACAGGUCUCGCUCCAGAUCACGGUCUUACUCUCCCUGUCGCUAUUGAAAGCCCCCUCCUCUUUCCAAAGCUCAGAGUGGAAGUAUUUCUGAUUGGUUUGAUUGAUCGUCUUUCUUAAGGUGAUCAUCACACUUCUCUUUGCUUGUGUAAGUGAGUAGUUAACUUAUCCUGAGAUCGGUUGUGAAGCAAUGUCAUUGAGAUGCACUAAGCUGUCCCCUCUUGUUUUUAAUUUAAAUGUAUGGCUGGUAUCAGCCAUUAUCAAUAUGUUAAUGUUUUAAUUUUUGUAAGCAUAUUCAGUGUAAAUUCAUCUUGAACAUAUUAAAGGAAGAUGCCUUUUGUCA